GAAAUGACUGCACUGCUGUACAGCUGAACGUGAGUCAUUUCCUGUGGCUGUUGUCGUCGCUUAUUGCUGCUGUCAGGACGGAAGAGUGGUUUCAGGUGUCUGAACUGUAAACAGUUGUGGGAGAUGGCUGCAAAUGGAGCAGAAUGUGAACAGCCACAGAAAAGACUAGGGCCUAAAGACAAGCAGAAUGGCAGUUCUACAGAUUCAUCUCUGAGAGAGAGAAAGCAGCAGGACAGGGAAGAGUGUCUUUCUUUAGUGCUGUGGAAGAGGCCUUUUACCACACUACAGUAUUUCUUCAUAGAAACCCUUAUUACCCUGAAAGAAUGGACGUGGAAGAUGGGUGCAGGCACAGCUAUUGGAGAGCUGCCUCCUUACUUCAUGGCACGGGCGGCACGGCUGUCUGGAGCAGAUCCUGAUGAUGAAGAUUAUGAGGAAUUUGAGGAGAUGCUGGAGCAGGCACAGAGUGCACAGGAUUUUGCAACAAGAGCCAAGCUUGCGGUGCAAAACAUGGUGCAGAAAGUGGGAUUUUUUGGAAUUCUAGCUUGUGCCUCUAUCCCAAAUCCCUUGUUUGACCUGGCUGGAAUCACCUGCGGUCAUUUCCUGAUUCCAUUUUGGACCUUCUUUGGAGCGACUCUCAUUGGAAAGGCCAUUAUUAAGAUGCACAUUCAGAAACUGUUUGUUAUCAUAACAUUCAGCAAGCACAUAGUGGAGCAGAUGGUCUCUCUGAUCGGUAUUAUCCCUGGAAUCGGAGCAUCUCUUCAGAAACCUUUUAGGGAGUACUUGGAGGCCCAGAGAGCCAAGCUUCAUAACCCAGCGGGCGAUGGAGCAGCAGCUGGUGAAAGCUGGCUCUCGUGGGUAUUUGAGAAGGUGGUGCUGGUCAUGGUGUGCUAUUUUAUUCUGUCCAUUAUUAACUCCAUGGCACAGAGCUAUGCCAAGCGUCUCCAGCAGAAGAAGUACUCGGAGGAGAAAACAAAAUGACGGACUCACAGAAAAACAUCUCACGCUCUUGUUUUGGAACCUACGAAAUAUCGAAGCUAAAACUACAUGAGCACUGAUUUAUGUGCGCUUCUGUAUGUUAACGUUCAUUCAGAUCCCUUUAGUUACGUGGAGUCCCUCUUCAUUUGUCUGCAGUGUGCUCGGCUAUUUAAAAUCAGAUUUAACCUUUAGAGAUUUGUCUUUACGGAACCAAGGCAGUCUAGCUAACAGGCUGUGUGGAGUCAUAUUUGUUGCAAUGCCUUAUGCAACAUUUGGAGGUCAUGCUUCCAUUGAAGUGAAUACAGUUCUUAAUCAAUAGAUUUAUUUAAUUUCUAACAUACAGGUAUGGAUGGGCAGGGUGUUUUGUGAUUGGAAUUUUCAGGGAUAGUUUUUUUUUAAUCAAAAUUGAUGUCAUUUUGUAUUUCUUUAACUGUUUGAAGAGGAUAGCAAUAUCAACUCAGAUCAUCGUGGUUUUUAAAUAGUUUGCACAUCUUGUAAAAUAAUGUUUUGACUAUGCGCACAUGAUGUUUAUUCUCCAGUCUUAAACCAAAAUGUCACAAACUAGUGGAUGUAACUUUUAACCUAAGAAAAUUAAGACGUAAUAUUUGCAUAUGUUUGUGCAUUUUGACCUUUGACAUUUGAACUAAAACCAUAAGUUGAUCCAUACUUUCCUCUUAUUUCGGGCUGAAGUAUUUGUGUAGCUAAUAAUGAUUUCUCUCAAAACUAUUGUUGCAUAAUUUGUUUUG
This is a messenger RNA of Sinocyclocheilus rhinocerous, 1721 nucleotides long. RefSeq names its product vacuole membrane protein 1-like. The transcript has 9 exons. Lineage: Eukaryota; Metazoa; Chordata; Actinopteri; Cypriniformes; Cyprinidae. The coding region runs from base 124 to 978 and encodes 284 amino acids. The record is from RefSeq and is a predicted model, not a curated record.